AUAGUCAUAAGUUUUCGAAUAUAAUUAAAUUAUUUUAGGCCUAGGACUGCAUCAGAAUGGGUAUGUGCUUUGUUCUGGGCUGUAAACAUUACAGUUCAAAGCAUCCAUGUAAGUUUUUUCGGUUCCCAAAAAACAAGACCGAGAAGAAUAGAUGGACUUCUCUCAUAAGAAAAGAUAGGGAUCCAAGUGAAUUUGCAAAAGUGUGUGAUUGUCACUUUGUAAAUAAAGAUAAGAAGAAUGGGCCAACUUUAUUUGACUUUAAUCUUCACAAGAAGUUUAAUGUACAAUCACCAGAAAAGAGGAAAAGGACCGUAAAAAAGGUUGAUAAUUGUGGGGAUAACCUUUUGACCGAGGCACUACCUGGUCCUUCAACUGAGCUACUGAUGCCAGGACCUUUAUGUGAGCCACUGCGGGGAACCUCAACCGAGCUACCGCCAGGCUCUUCAAAACAAGGUUGUAAAGAGUCUCAAAUAAAACUUGAUGCAUCACUCCUGAGUCCAUCAUCUGCAUCUCAAGAUGCUGAAAAUUACUUUUUAAGGCAAGAGGUGGCUGAAUUAACCGAGAAGUUGGCAAAUAUAUCAACACGGUUCAGCUAUGAAAUUGUCAAAAAAAAUAAUGCUCAUUUGCUUAUGUAUUCCAACCAAUGA
This is a messenger RNA of Anthonomus grandis grandis, 647 nucleotides long. RefSeq lists its product as uncharacterized. The record is from RefSeq and is a predicted model, not a curated record. NCBI's taxonomy places the organism in Eukaryota, Metazoa, Arthropoda, Insecta, Coleoptera, Curculionidae. The coding region runs from base 57 to 647 and encodes 196 amino acids. The transcript is spliced from 3 exons.